Fusarium redolens is the source of this 642-nucleotide messenger RNA. RefSeq names its product PLAC8 family-domain-containing protein. The record is from RefSeq and is a predicted model, not a curated record. The coding region runs from base 1 to 642 and encodes 213 amino acids. The transcript has 3 exons. Lineage: Eukaryota; Fungi; Ascomycota; Sordariomycetes; Hypocreales; Nectriaceae.
AUGGCCCAGCAGUACUCUCAGGGACCCAAUGUCCAGAACCAGGAAUGGCAGAACAACCUCUGCAAUUGCUCGCCCUGCGACUCUUGUCUGCUCGGCACUUUCUGCCCCUGUAUCCUCUUGGGUAAAACCGCCGAUCGUAUGAGAGACCCUACUAUGCAAACUGCCGAUACCUGCAACAGCGAUGCUCUCAUCUUUUGCGCAAUCAACUGCGUAACUGGCUGCGGUUGGAUUUACUCCAUGAUGAAGCGUGGUGAAAUCCGUGAGCGAUUCGGCAUCAAGGGUAGUGGCAUGAACGAUUGCUGCGUCAGUUACUGGUGUCUCUGCUGUGCUCUUAUCCAGCAGGACAACGAAGUCAAGUCUCGCCUCUCUCAGGGACCUAUCACCCAGGGCUACCAAGCUCAGAAGGAGGGUAUGCACAUGCCGACUUCUCCUCCUGCACAGCAGCAGCAGCAGCAACAACAGCAGCAGUAUCAACAGCAGCAGUAUCAACAGCAGCAGUAUCAGGAUCAGAAGCCCAACCCCCAGCAGCAAGCCCCUCAGCCCGAUUAUCAGCUUCCUCAGCACGGUUACCAGUCUCCUCAGCCUCAGGGAUCCUAUCCUCCACCUCAGCAGACUUACAACCCUCAGCAGCCCCAGUAUUAA